Penicillium subrubescens is the source of this 1368-nucleotide messenger RNA. RefSeq names its product glycoside hydrolase family 43 protein. The record is from RefSeq and is a predicted model, not a curated record. The transcript has 2 exons. The coding region runs from base 1 to 1350 and encodes 449 amino acids. Gene Ontology annotation, biological process: carbohydrate metabolic process. Lineage: Eukaryota; Fungi; Ascomycota; Eurotiomycetes; Eurotiales; Aspergillaceae. Gene Ontology annotation, molecular function: hydrolase activity, hydrolyzing O-glycosyl compounds.
AUGCUGGACUUCUUCGCAUCUAGUCGUUCUAAGAGCGAGACGCCAAAGGCCACAGCAUCAGCAUCCGUUCAGUCCCUUUCCGGAAGUCAGCUUUCAGGCAGUGAGCCUCGAUCGGAACAAGAACAGCCAGAAAAUAUUGAAAGUGGAAAGAAGAAAGGGCUUUUCUCUCGACUCAUUGCGCGACCCUUCACAAGACGACGGAUUAUAAUACUCGGCGGCCUUAUCUUCUUGAUCUUGGCUCUUCUGGUUCUUGUCAUUACCCUGCCGAUUGUCUUGACGAGAGCCCAUAAACACAAGGACCCCGGCGAUGUGUAUAAGCUUUACCCGACUAAGCAUGAGGACCCCAGUUAUCGCAUCGUGGAGAACAAGCCCGUAUAUGCGAUUCAUAAUUUCCCAGAUCCGGGACUCCUCAACCACAACGGCACUUGGUAUGCCUAUGGAACCAACCCGCACAAGCACGACCCGCAAUCGAUUCAUAUUCCCGUCGCCACGUCGACUGAUUUUGUGAAUUGGACGCUCCAUGAGGGUUAUGAUGCGAUGCCAAAGCUGGGGAAUUGGGAGAUGGCAGUCAAUCAUUGGGCACCAGAUGUGAUUGAGCGGGACGAUGGGAAAUUCGUUCUCUAUUACUCAGGCCAAACGAACAAUUUCAACAAACACCAUUGCAUCGGAGCAGCGGUCUCGAACGGCACAGAUCCCUUGGGACCCUUUAUCCCCCUCAAUGAAUCUAUAGCCUGUCCUCACGAGUACGGUGGUGCCAUUGAUCCCUCGCCAUUCAGAGAUGCAGAUGGCAAGCUCUAUGUGGUCUACAAGGGCGACGGAAACAGCGUUGGCAGCGGCGGAUGGUGCGGCAAUAGCAUCAAGCCGCUACGGCCUGUGCCUCUCAUCCUCCAAGAGCUAGAAAGCGACGGUAUUACCAAGGUUGGCGAGCCCGGGGUUAUUCUCAACAUCAACGACACCGAUGGCCCGCUUAUCGAAGCUCCCAAUAUCAUCCGCCAAGACGACGGAACCUACUACCUCUUUUUCUCCUCACAUUGCUUUACAUCGCUGGGUUACAAUGUGAAGUAUGCCCACGCCAAAUCAGUCAAGGGCCCCUACACCCGUGUUGAUCGCCCGUUGCUACAGACGGAAGACUUUGGUCUUAAGGCUCCUGGUGGUGCGACCUUGUCGCACGAUGGCACCAAGAUUGUCUUCCACGCCAACUGCGAUGGGUACCGGUGUAUGUAUGCCGGUGGUGUCGACAUUCGAUCUUCCAACCAUACCAUCAUCAUGGCGGCACUGGAAAUCGUUGGUACCAUUUCCUCGAACUCUACGAAUACUACCACCACUUCUAUCGCCGACAGCAACCAGUAGGCUGGUCAAGCCUCGACC